AUGGCUCUCGCCCCCGUCAUUGCUCUGUCCCAUGGAGGAGGACCCCUCCCGAUCCUGGGCGACCCUGACCACAAGACCAUCAUCGACUCGCUGGAGAAGCGCAUCCCCAAGCUCCUCUCGCUCGACUCCCCCGCCAACCGGCCCCGCGCCAUCGUCCUCGUCACAGCUCACUGGCAGACCAAGUCGCCAGCCAUCUCCAGCGGCGCGCAGCCGGACCUCAUCUACGACUACUACGGCUUCCCUCCGGAGUCGUACGAGCUCAAGUACCCCGCCAAGGGCGACCCCGCCAUCGCGGCUGAGAUCGCUGAUCUCCUCAAGGCCGAGGGCUUCAACAACACCCGCCUCGACCCUCGUCGCGGCUUCGACCAUGGUGUCUUCGUCCCAAUGACCCUGGCCCGCCCCCAGGCCGACGUGCCCAUCGUGCAAAUGUCCGUCCUGGAGACCGAAGAUCCGGAGUCGCACCUGCGCAUCGGCCGCGCCCUGCAGAAGCUGCGCGAGAAGAACAUCGCCAUCGUCGGCUCCGGCUUCGCCUCCUUCCACAACAUUCGCAUCAUGAUGGCCAUGCGCCACGCCAACCCGGUGCAAAAGGCCGAGGUGAGGGGCAUCUCGGAGGCAUGGAACGGCGCGCUGGCCGAGGCGCUCAAGGGCACCGAGUCGGAGAAGCGGUGGGGGGGCAUCCAGCAGUGGAAAUCGUUUCCGGGCUCGCAGGUCAUGCACCCUCCAGGAGCCUCAGAGCACCUAACCCCUCUUAUUGUCUGUGCGGGCGCUGCAGCCGACGGUGAGGUGACCAAGAGCUACAAGGAUGAGUAUCUUGGUGUGGACAUUUUGACGUUUUACUGGGGGUCCGACAAGUUGGAUGAGGGCAAGGAUGAACUAUAG
Messenger RNA from Clonostachys rhizophaga, 879 nucleotides. NCBI's taxonomy places the organism in Eukaryota, Fungi, Ascomycota, Sordariomycetes, Hypocreales, Bionectriaceae. The record is from the annotation of a GenBank genome assembly.